AUGUGUGGUGUCUCGGCCAUAUUGCUCGGCGAUUCCAAAGCCACCUCGGCAGCCGUCGACCUGCACGAGUCCCUAUAUUAUCUUCAACAUCGCGGACAGGAUGCGGCGGGCAUCGCCGUUUGCCAGGGCGGCCGCGUGCACAUGUGCAAAGGCAAUGGCAUGGCCAGCAAGGUGUUUGACGAGGGCAGACGCGUGACGACGGCGACGAUGCCCGGCUUCAUGGGGUCGGAGGCGCAGCCGUUUUACGUCAAUUCCCCGUAUGGCCUGUCCAUGAGUGUCAACGGAAAUCUCGUCAAUACGCCGAAUCUUGUCCGAUUCCUCGAUCACGAGGCUCGACGCCACGUAAACACCGACUCGGACUCGGAACUACUACUCAAUGUUUUCGCCCAUGCUCUCAGCGAACUCGGCAAAUCCCGAGCCAACGUGGAGGAUGUCUUCACCGCACUGCGCGAGGUGUUUCCGGUAUACCUUGGCUCCGGCCCCCUGCAAAACGUCUCGAGUUACCUAUACUUAUCCAUCGGCAGCGACGAGAACGGCAUCCGGCCCCUCUGCCUCGGCUCACGUCCGUCCGAAACGGUCGAGGGCGCCAUGGACUACUGUCUUGCGUCGGAAUCCAUUGCCCUUUCCCAGCUUGGCUUCAAAGACAUUGUCGACAUCCUGCCCGGUCAAGCCGUCUUUUUGAAGAAAGACGGGACGCCCCAGUUCUCCCAGAUUGUCGAGAUGAAAUCCUACAGCCCCGACCUCUUCGAGUAUCUGUACCUGGCGAGGCCCGACUGCUGGAUUGACGGAAUAUCCGUCCACCGCAGCCGGCAGAACAUGGGCAUCAAGCUGGCCCACAGGAUGAGGCAGGUCUUGGGAGAGGAAGGCAUUCGUGAGAUUGACGUCGUCAUUCCCAUACCAGAGACAAGCGAUACGGCCGCUGGCACCUUGGCCAAGGAGCUCGCGAAACCGCUCUCCAACGCGUUUGUGAAGAAUCGAUACAUACACCGCACAUUCAUCCUUCCCGGCCAGAAGGCACGACAAAAAAGCGUUCGCCGCAAGCUCUCGGCCAUCGCGGUGGAGUUCAAAGGCAAGGUCGUCUGCCUCGUGGACGACAGCAUUGUGCGAGGCACCACUUCACGAGAGAUUGUGCAAAUGGUCAAGGAAUGCGAGGCAAAGAAGAUUAUCAUUGUGUCUUGCAGUCCCGAGAUCACGCAUCCGCAUAUCCACGGCAUUGACCUUGCCGAUCCGGCCCAACUCCUCGCUCACCGCAGGACGUUGCAACAGAUGACCGACGUACUUCAGUGCGAUGCUUUGGUCUUCCAAACACUCGAGGAUCUGGAAGCGGCUUGCAUCGAAGCAGGAAACAAAAAAUGCAAGGUCACUUCUUUCGAGAUUGGCGUCUUCUGCGGUCAAUACAAGACACCCGUUCCCACCGAUUAUUUCGAGCGUUCGGGCCGCGAAGCCGGGAAGCCAUCGGCGAAGCACGUGGGGGCGAGGGAUGAAGCGAGAGAUGCCACCGCCGUCCUUGUCGCGAGCAGCGGCCCUACCAUGGUGCCGCAGGAGGCCUCGAGCGAGGAGCGCUCCAAGGCCUUGGAGAAUCGAGAAGACAUCAGUCUCUACAACCUUGCAAGCAGGACAUAG
Messenger RNA from Drechmeria coniospora, 1623 nucleotides. Its product is annotated as amidophosphoribosyltransferase. Gene Ontology annotation, biological process: purine nucleobase biosynthetic process; purine nucleotide biosynthetic process. Gene Ontology annotation, cellular component: cytoplasm. The record is from RefSeq and is a predicted model, not a curated record. Lineage: Eukaryota; Fungi; Ascomycota; Sordariomycetes; Hypocreales; Ophiocordycipitaceae. The coding region runs from base 1 to 1623 and encodes 540 amino acids. The transcript has 13 exons. Gene Ontology annotation, molecular function: amidophosphoribosyltransferase activity.